GCUUGUAGCUAGCGACGAAUUUUUAUUCUUAAGUGGAAUACUACUUUUACUUCUCAUUGUUCGUUUAAUGGUCUAAAAAUGUGUGGUAGAUAUGCCCUCGGCGUGGUAUGUUACGUCCCUCUACCUACUCGCGUUCUGUAGCCAGAGUACUAGGCAUCUGACAAACAGAACAGCGCAUGGCCUUCAUGCGUCGCCGCCUCGAAGAACAAGGCCUCCAGGUCGAUGAAGCACCCUCCGACGAUGACGUCCGAGAAACAUACAACUUCGCCCCGGGAAACUUUGGCGCCGUAUAUCGCGCGGAUAUAUAUCCCUCCGGACACAACGAGGAACAACCUGAGGACGACGACACUACAUCACCGGCCCAGAACAAGGCAGCCGAGAAAGACGAACAGACGCACCCCCAGCUCAAAUACAAAAUCCAGAGCAUGAAGUGGGGACUGGUCCCGUUCUGGACGAAGCGGAAACCGGAUUACGGGUCGAUGAUGCGGACGAUUAAUUGUCGGAGUGACUCGCUGGCCGAGGAUCGCGGGAUGUGGACGUCCAUGAAGCGGAGGAAGAGAUGUGUAGUCGUCUGUCAGGGUUUCUAUGAGUGGUUGAAGAAGGGGCCUGGGGGGAAGGAGAGGGUGCCGCAUUUUGUGAAGAGGAAGGAUGGGGAGUUGAUGCUCUUUGCGGGGUUGUGGGAUUGUGUUUCUUAUAAAGGGGAGGAUGAACAGCUCUACACGUAUACGGUUAUUACGACGUCCUCGAACGCUUAUCUGAAGUUCCUUCAUGAUCGCAUGCCGGUCAUUCUGGAGCCAAAUAGUGAGGCGAUGAAGAUUUGGCUGGAUCCGAAUCGGACGACGUGGUCGAAGGAACUGCAGUCUGUGCUGAAGCCAUACGAGGGCGAGUUGGAAUGCUAUCCAGUUCCCAAGGAGGUUGGCAAGGUUGGAAACAACUCUCCUGACUUCAUUGUGCCGGUAAGUAGUAAGGAAAACAAGAGUAACAUUGCGAACUUUUUUGCAAAUGCAAAGAAAAAGACCGAGCCGGGUGUCAAAGUCGAAGGUGAUGGCAUUGCGGAUCAAAAUAUAGUCGAGAACGAAGACGAUCCGCGUCCAAUGAGGGAAAGUGGAUGGAGUGAGGACAAUGCGCCCAAACCAGCAGCAGGCACUAAGAGAGAACGCACCCCCGAGGGACCUGAAGAGGUAGCAGAUGAGGGGAUGAAGAGGCCAAAGACAGAGUCGCUCACUCCUUCGUCAAAGAUGGCCUCAGAGCAUAACCUAGCAUCGAAGCAACAGACCACCCCUGUCGGAAAGAAGAUGCGAAGUGCCACUCAUAAUGAAAAGCCCACGAAAAAGGUAAAUGCGAAGAAAGCUGAUGGAUCCCAGCCAAUCACAAAAUUUUUCUCAACCUAAAGUUGUUCUGUAUUACCGAAUAGCAUGGUGUGCUAUUCGGACUGUGUCCUCAAAUGCUAAGUCGUCGUGAUGCGAUAUGAGAUGCGAUUCGAGCCAAACUGGCCUGCAGUUUAACCAUAGCUUUCAUCAAGUCAAGUAAAAUACAGUUGAAUAAUGUACAUGGAUUCUCAAUGCAUCCGCUAUUGACUCUCCUGCUGGCGCAGCCUCUGUACCAACUUUUCCCUAAGGAAUGGACUCAAACCAAAACUAGAUUUCUUGUUAGUACUAUUCGGUGCCAUUUAAAGGAACUGUGACCUACAUUCCGUCCCGAGUUACGAUCCGAUAAGUACCUAUUGAAGUCAGCUACUCUCACUGGAACGUUCUGUACAG
Aspergillus pseudonomiae is the source of this 1760-nucleotide messenger RNA. RefSeq names its product SOS response-associated peptidase. Lineage: Eukaryota; Fungi; Ascomycota; Eurotiomycetes; Eurotiales; Aspergillaceae. The record is from RefSeq and is a predicted model, not a curated record. Gene Ontology annotation, biological process: DNA damage response. Gene Ontology annotation, molecular function: single-stranded DNA binding. Bases 177 to 1391 code for a protein of 404 amino acids. The transcript has 2 exons.